This is a messenger RNA of Stereum hirsutum FP-91666 SS1, 738 nucleotides long. Its product is annotated as mitochondrial import translocase subunit Tom22. Bases 22 to 492 code for a protein of 156 amino acids. Gene Ontology annotation, biological process: intracellular protein transport. The transcript is spliced from 2 exons. The record is from RefSeq and is a predicted model, not a curated record. Gene Ontology annotation, cellular component: mitochondrial outer membrane. NCBI's taxonomy places the organism in Eukaryota, Fungi, Basidiomycota, Agaricomycetes, Russulales, Stereaceae.
ACCACCACACCCAACGCAGCCAUGGUCAAAGUCGAGAUCGUCGAGGACAAGGACAACCAGUACAACAACAACUCUCCCUAUGGCUCCGACGCCUCCUCCCGCUCCUCCUCCUCCGUCUCCAUCUCCACCGUCGACUCAGACGUCCCCCACGACGAGUCCAUCCUCGACCGUCUCACCGCCCUCGUAGACAUCGUACCCCCCACCACCCGCCACAACGUCGUCUCAAAAAUAUCCUCAACGGCGCGCUUCUUGAAGCGCGGCGGAAAGCUCGCGGGGAACCUCAUCUGGAUCGUCACCACCAGCGCGCUCCUCGUCGGUCUGCCCCUCGCGCUCAGUCUUGAGGACGAGGCGAAGGUAGUCGCGCAGGAGAAGGAGAUGUUUGCGCAGCAGCAGGGCCAGCAGCAGCUCCUCGGUGGCGGCUCGAUGUACCCACCACCCCCCGGCUCGUCAGAGCAAAACCGCUCUCAGGGCCUCGUCCCACCAGGCUUCUAAUUCCAAACCAUCCUCGUAUUCCCCAUGUUACAUGCACCUCGAGACGACCUUUAUUCGCCUUAACAUGCCCGCACGCACGCAUGCACGCACACGUCAUACCUCCAUUCAUCAUCUCUCGUGCGCUCCUCGCAUCUGUACCAUACAUACUCUGACUCAGCACCCCCUCUCUUACCGUAUGCUUCCUCACCCAAAUUGCAUCCCAAAAACUUCUCAUCGCCUCUUGGUGAACAUGCUCGGUUUCUUAAG